Messenger RNA from Pygocentrus nattereri (red-bellied piranha), 5139 nucleotides. It is a transcript of the gene cacng5a, whose product is annotated as calcium channel, voltage-dependent, gamma subunit 5a. Gene Ontology annotation, molecular function: voltage-gated calcium channel activity; channel regulator activity. The record is from RefSeq and is a predicted model, not a curated record. The coding region runs from base 405 to 1274 and encodes 289 amino acids. The transcript is spliced from 7 exons. NCBI's taxonomy places the organism in Eukaryota, Metazoa, Chordata, Actinopteri, Characiformes, Serrasalmidae. Gene Ontology annotation, cellular component: postsynaptic density membrane; AMPA glutamate receptor complex. Gene Ontology annotation, biological process: calcium ion transport; transmission of nerve impulse; neurotransmitter receptor transport, postsynaptic endosome to lysosome.
GCCUACACUGACCUACAUUCGCAGCGACGCCCGGUCUGACCAAUCAGCUCUCUCGGCCGCGCUUUCCCCGUUUUUUUGAGCUACUUCACGUGACAGAGCUCGAGGCGUGUGGAGCGCGCGGAGGCUUCUGCGGGAGAGCGCACGCGGACAGCGCUCAGAGCUGCUCACGUCGUUACAGCGCGCGCAGGUGUGUGCAGGUUUAGGCUGUUUUUCAACGCCCUCUCGCGCGCGCUCUGAGAUGAAAUGAGCAGAGGUGAACCGCUGGCUUGGGCUGAUUUCUGAAAGCGCGUGCAGACCAAACAAGUGUAAAGCCGAACGCACGCGCGCGCGCGCAGGACUCCGUUCAUUCUUUCUGCAGAAGCUCCUGUGUCCUGUGUGUGGUGCCCCCUGCUGGACUGGAGGUGAUGAGUGUGUGUGGCAGGAAGGCCCUGACGCUGCUGAGCAGUGUGUUUGCUGUGUGUAGCCUGGGCUUGCUGGGCAUCGCCGUCAGCACCGACUACUGGCUCUACCUGGAGGAGGGGAUAAUACUCCCUCUAAACCAAAGCACAGAGAUACGGAUGUCGCUCCACUCUGGCCUUUGGAGGGUCUGCUUCCUUGCAGAUUCUGCACCACCUGAGAGAGUGUUGCCCACCGGGGAACCAGGUAAAGAGAAGGGACGCUGCUUCACCAUCGAGUACAUCAUGCCCGCCAAUGUCCACUUAACAUCCGAUGUCACAGUCAGCGUCCUGAAGAUGAUUCGCUCAGCCACUCCAUUCCCACUGGUCAGCCUCUUCUUCAUGUUCAUUGGCUUCGUCCUAAACAACAUCGGACACGUCCGCCCCCACCGCACCAUCCUGGCCUUCGUCUCUGGAAUCUUCUUCAUCCUCUCAGGUCUUUCUCUGGUAGUUGGUCUGGUGUUAUAUAUCUCCAGCAUCAAUGAUGAGAUGUUGAACAGAACAAAGACGAAUGAAGCCUAUUUCAGUUAUAAAUACGGCUGGUCCUUCGCCUUCGCAGCCAUCUCCUUCCUGCUCACUGAGGCAGCAGGUGUGAUGUCAGUCUAUCUGUUCAUGAAGCGCUACACGGCAGAGGAGAUGUACCGGCCGCACCCGGGUUUCUACCGGCCACGUCUCAGCAACUGCAGCGACUACUCGGGUCAAUUCCUGCACCCGGACGCCUGGGCCCGCGGCCGCAGCCCCUCGGACAUCUCCAGUGAAGCCUCGCUGCAGAUGAGCUCCAACUACCCCGCCCUGCUCAAGUGCCCCGACUAUGACCAGAUGUCAUCCUCCCCCUGCUGAAAUCACACACACAUACAUUGCUGUGCAAAAGUCUUAGACCAGCAAAGGAAAUUAUUUAUCUGGGCAGUUAGGUUUGUUUUUGCCAGUAAAAACAUCAUAUAAUGUUAGAAAAUUGAUAGGAAUUAGUUCUUUCUAAUACAGCCAAAUACCCCAGUCUCAAGAGUAAAUGUUAGAAUGUUACCCACUACACUAUCUAAUUGCUUUGAACCAGUGAAAUAUUAGCUUUACCUAAGAGCUCCACAGAGCCUUACAUAUGUCACUUUUUUUACAAUACUAAAAACAAGGUUUAGCAAAUUAUUAGCGCACUUUACUGCCAAUAUGUGUUUGGUUGCUGUCCACAAUGUGCAAUGUAAUGAUUUCUCAAAUGGAUUAGUGAUGCUUUUUUGGAGGGAGUGUCUGCAUUAUGGUGAUGUGUGCAUGUGUCAGGUGGUGGUUCUGCAACAAAGGGGUUGCUCAAGAGAGAUAUAAGCUAAGGUGACCCUCUAGAUCUAAGCUUUGCUUAAAUGUGUGCUUAGGAAACAAUAAUUAUGGGAAAAAACUCCAGUCCUUUUAAAGGUUUGCUUAAUGAAGAAUUGAUUAGCUCAAACAAAUCUUAGAUUGUAACUGUAAGUACAGGGCUGCCUCAAGCAGAGGUUUGAAAGCGGUUUAGUUAAAACAGUUACUGACAAAAUCGGAUUUUCUGCAGUUAUUGGAUUAAUGGAAUGUCAACACACUCAUUGUCACGUUACCAUUUACUGUUUGCUGUCAUGACAGAUGCCAUUAUAUUUGAUGUUAUGAUGGCUAACUAGAGCACACAGCAUAUGACUUAAGCUGUCAUUGCACCCGUCAUGACAGUAAUUAGCAAAGAUAACAUGACCCUGUUAUAUUACUGAGCCAAAUCUGCCAUGACAACUUCAGACAGUAUAUGACAUCAAACAUUAAUAUUUGUAUUGAUGUCUGUAUUAAUUGUAAUGUUUUUGGAAGAAAUACAUGCUGCCCAGAUAAAUACCUUUCUCAGAAGUCGUAAGACCUGCGCAGAACUGUAAACAUGUACACAUGCACAUAAACAAAAUCCGAAGAAGUGUUGGACUCGACGUGGCUUCACUUGUGCGUCUUGAAUGAAAACUGAAGAUUUUAGCAUUUGGAGAGAAAGGAUAUCACUCGUUUAAAUGUGUGCGAGUGCCUCUUGUUGGAAUUCCUCUGGUAGUGCAGUUUUUCUGAGUUUGGCUCAUCAGGAGAUGGUGACUCGAUCCUUGUGCUGCAUUCCUGUGUACAGUAGCUGCUAGUCCACCAUGCUAGUGUGUAGCAAACAUUAGCUAACAAAAACCUCUGCCUUUUUCUAGAACCUUUUGCUUUUCUUGUUCGAUUUUUCUAUCAGAACUCCAUUAUCUUUGUUAUUUUUUUAUGUAAACGUUUUUAAAGUAGGGUAGCCGGUGUGUAUUUUAUCCAAAAUUAGCAUCAUCCCAAAGCGGAGAAUCUAUCCAUAAGCUAUUUUACAGAUGUUAUUACAGUAUCCCUCAACAUUAAAAGGAGAAAAGCUUGUGUUAUGCUGCCUGGCCUUGACUCUAUUACCUAUAUAUACAUGUAUAUAUAUCUUAUUAUGACCUUUUUGGAAGACGUCAACAUUAGACAAACUGAAAUGUUUAUUAGAGUAAUGUUAAUUUAGGUCUGAAUCUUUCCUUUCUGCACUUUAACAUAGAUAGACAGUUCUAUCUGAUAACAUUUAGCAGUGUAGGUUUGCACAGCUGAGAUACAGUUGGGAUUAAUGGCAGGGGUACGUUUGCAGAUGUUAGCUAUGAAUGUGCAGAUUAUUGCAGUUGAUGAAGAUUUACCGUCUUUUUUUUUCAGUGCAAUACAUUCUACUCACUCUUGAAAACCUAUAUAAGAAUAUUUACUCACCAGCACUUUACUGAUACAGCUAUAUUUUUGUUUAUUUUCUAAAAAGUAAUAGCUUGACCAAAUCUGCUGUCAUUUUUUCUGCUUGUUUAUGAUCAAAUAUAUUUUUUUUAAUUUGCCCAAACAAAAUGAAUUUAUUUUGCAUAAAUUCAUCAAAAAAUUACUAACCCAUGGUAUAGAAUGCUUUGUGUUUGCGAGUAUAAUGGUUUCUUUUCCAUUCAUGAGCUGGUCAUGUUUAUAGGUUUAUGUAUUUAAUUAAACAAAGUUAAGCAUAUAUGUCAUGAAACUUCAUGAAACUUGUGGGCCUUCUAAUCAGAGUGUAAAUACCUUCUGCUCAUUUUUAGUUCCAGGCCUGUUCAUUUUUAACCAACCAAGAAACAGCUGGACUUGCCACGUAUACAGACAAUUAAUCUUCAUAGCUUGCUGUUGAAAAUACAAGGUCAUUUUUGGCAAAUUUUUUUAAUAGGAAAACAUGACCAGCCAAUUUACAAUUUUGUAAAUGACUUUUAUGUUUGCAGUUUAUUUGAAGUGAAAAAUUGAAUAAUCAUAAAGUAGCAGUUACUUAACUCUUUCAGCUGAAAGUCGAAGAAACAUGCCAGAUGCUCAUUACCAGCUUCAUAAAUUUUUCUGAUUUUACUACUCUGCAUGCGGACCACGGUUCUAAGUUGACUUUCAACAUUCUGACCUAUUUCCUUAUGUAUUCAGGAUACAAAAUAAAAACCACUAUAGUUCUGAACAAAUAACUAAAGGCAAUAAUCAGAUUUGUAAAAAUGACUAAACAUGUGAUUUUCUUUCCUGUGGUCAUCUCCACAACCUAAUCCUUCACUUUGUAAGUGGCCUUUGUUCAUCCUAUUAUCACCAUUAACCUCUUAAAAUCCCAGGAUUAUUACAUACUGAGGCUUAUUACUCAUUAACUACAGUAACUUCAAUGCAAACUGGCUGGUCUUUUUUUAGGUUAUAAAAGUGUGGCCAUUAAAGUGGUUAAUAUAAUGCAUCUAUGGGGUUUGCAAUUUGUCGUAAGCUGAUGGUCGUAAACAUUAACACACAGCUUUUACUACCACAUUUGGCAUAAAUGCAUUUAAGGCUUGUAGGAGUUUUAUGUACUGCAUUGUUCACUUUCUAUCUUGCAGCUUCAUAGUGAAUCCUUUAGGAAAUGUUCAAAUUUAAAGCUGACAUUUAUUGAAGAAGCCAGUUUCCCCAGGUUUCAGUGAUGCACACAAAACCUACUUAAAUGCUUAUGGAGCUUUUAUGGAGAACUGCAACUCUCCUAACCCUGAUUAUACCUUCCAGGGAUAAUUUUGCAGUUCUUCUCUUAUUCUUUCUGAAACGUAAACAAACAGACCCAGUGCAUUAAAAAGAAUGAUUACAGAGAAUAAAACAGGCUACAGUGAUGUAUAUGUCCAUUACUGGCAUGUCAUGACCCCUAUGCUGAAAGAGUGCUCUGUGAGUGGACAGACGGUACAUUUGUGAAAAAAAUUAUAGACAUUUUCUCUCUGUUUUAAUAAAGCAUAAAAAAACAACAGAAAUGCACAACAUGGCAAACAUUUUUGUUCCUUUUUUUCCAAAACUACACUCAUCUUUUAUAGACAUAUUGUAUUAGAUUAUUUGUUAUAUUAUUUUUUCCUGUUCUAUUACUUUUGUAAAUAUUCACAAUAUGUAAAUAAGAUGAAAAGACUUUUAUAUAGAUUAAACUUGUUUAUAGAUGUUCUUCUAAUCUGUAGCCAAUGAGCCAAUCAUGUAGCAAAAGCAGAUAGCCUGCUUAGCUUGACUAUGAUACUCUACACGAUAGCUGCAUUGCCUUGUGCCACGAUGCUUAUACUGUACAGAAUGUGAGCUUUACAUAUGUUACCGUACAAUACUGUAGCCAAACAGUUCAGUCAGUGAACAUGUAAAUGCAGUGUGUUUUUACAGUUGUUUUCAUGCUUUAUGCGCAUUGUACAAUAGAGCUGAAAUAAAGCUGUGACUGUGUUUUGUUGAAGUAAACAAUCAA